Drosophila sechellia is the source of this 1051-nucleotide messenger RNA. RefSeq names its product hinge2 (gene hng2). Lineage: Eukaryota; Metazoa; Arthropoda; Insecta; Diptera; Drosophilidae. The coding region runs from base 67 to 831 and encodes 254 amino acids. Gene Ontology annotation, molecular function: DNA binding. The record is from RefSeq and is a predicted model, not a curated record. Gene Ontology annotation, biological process: regulation of transcription by RNA polymerase II. Gene Ontology annotation, cellular component: transcription regulator complex; nucleus. The transcript has 2 exons.
AGUGGUGCUGUUAAACGCAAGCAACAUAUUGUUAAUCCAAUCCAACCCGAAAAUAAACAAUAAAUAAUGGGCAAUCAUAAAGUUCUUCGAUCAGCGGGAAACAAUUUGCGCUAUUCGAUGUACGAGUUUAUUGACGCGAUACACAAACGUUCUAUUAUAUGGGAACGGAGCCACCCAAACUUCCAUAACCGCGAACUCAGAGAUGAGGCCUGGCAGCAAAUUGGGCACGAGCUUUGCGCGAAUUUUGACGACUCCAGCGAGCCGGAGAGGCAGGAAAUAGUUAAAACCCUGCUCAAACGUUGGAAAAACACGAGGGACAGCUACCUACGGGUCAACCGGCUACGUCAAAGUGGGGAGGAGGUGGCCAGAGCUUCCUACAUCUACGAAAAGGAACUGAGUUUCCUGCUGAACGUGAAAGCAGAGUCGGAGGACGAUGUAUUAUCCUUGAAAGAGCAACCCAAGCCUCAGGGCAAACGGAAGCGAGUGAGCACUGCCGCACUGAGAUCUGCAAAAACUCCACGAAAGAGAAACUCCGACCAGGAAUCGAAUAUUGACCCUGCCAUCCGUAAUCCAGCCAUUCCGGACAACAUAAAUAGGGUUUUGGAAGAUCUGGGCUGCGCCAAGGGGGACACCGCCACUCCGGAAAUCGCAUAUAUUCCACAUUUACCACCAGAUCCACCCUGCAGUACAAACACCGCCUACUUGUCCGCCGAUCCUGAUCAGGCCUUCUUCGACACAAUUAAGCCUCACAUGCAGCAGAUGUGCGCCGAUCGUAAGCUCGACUUUCAGAUCGAGGUCCUGAAAAUCCUACGCAACUUCAAGCCGAAUUGAAUAUUCACCAGUCAAAUCAUUUACAAAUGCAUUUACAAUAAGGGCAAAAUUCUUUUAACAGCAAGUUAACAUAGGCAAUAAGAACACAGUUAAUCGUUAUCGUACAUCGUCUAAUGUUUAGGGCGCGAAAUUUAAACACUGAACUGUAAUUUGUAAUUAAAUAUACAAACAAUAAUAUUCACAAACCAAGGGUUGAGCUUUAAUGCAACCAAUGAUUCAA